GACUGAUUAGGGGAACCAUCAUUUGCCACCGUGAAGCCGUUGGAACGAAACCGUGUAGGUACUUUUACCGAAACUCCGACGAAACCAGUCAGUGAAAUCCGUGCGUGGAAAUUCGAACGGCAGUGAUCUUGGAACGCCUCAAGCCCCCUCCUUACGCCUAGCGCAUCAGCGAAAGAGACAGACAGCAAGUGAUCUCGUGAACUGUGUGGUGGGUCGAGCUUUUCGAGCUGCUCUCGUCGGAAAACGUAAUUUGGGUGGGAAAAAGCUCGCUAUUUCCUAGCGUGGAGCUGCGCUUCGUCUGGUUUGCGUUCUUUUUUCUUACCUGGUGCGCGAUUUGGAAGGUGAAAAGUUGGAGAUCAUUUAUUCGAGAUACCCAUAAGUGUGAUUGGAAAGAUUGGUUUGUCCAACAGUUGUGCUUUCAGUGUUCAGUGUAGAAGCAGUUUCAAUUCAAUAGGAUCACCAACAGGAGCUGUUUGAACUCAGUGGACGCUGCGGAAAAUUGCAUUUUGAUCGGCAAGCAGAUUUUCAAGCAGUUCCCGAGGCUAGCUGGACGAUAGACGAUACACGAGCAGAAGGUAGAGCGUACUUUUGUGGGUUAAAAAUCAAUUGAAAAAUGAAAGUGGUGGCCAUAGCGGCAGUUUUGCUGAUUUGCAUUAAUGCAAUCGAGGCGCGGACGAAGGCCGAGAAGCGAAAGGACUACGAGUACGAUUACGAGGCUGCCACGGCUGCCGGUGCCUAUGGGGGGACUUACGCUCCCAAGUCUGGAUACAGUGCCGGAAGUGGUCUAAGAUCGAUUGCGCAAGGCUCGGCCGAUCAGGCCAACUCGGCUGUAGCCAAUCAACAUGCUGCAGCCAAACAGGCCGCCUACGUAGCUCAGAACACACUGGCUCAGGCUGCGGCACAAGCUGCGGCCACGGCUCAGGCGGCACUGCACGGUAAACAAGUUUUGCUGCAAGGUCUGGAACAGCAGAGCCUGGAAGCGCAUCAAGCGCUGGACGCCGAGAUCCAGCAAUUGCAACAGGCCAAACGAUCCGCCAAAGCUGCUCAACACGCUGCGCAACAAGCUUUGAAUCAUGUUCAAGUUUUGACGGCUGCUCUGAACAACGCACAGGUAGCAUCAGAGCACGCUCAGCAAUCAGCAAGCGAAGCUGCAGCUGAGCUGGCAUCGCAAACGCAGAUGGUUGGAACGGCCAAGGCCCGAGUUGAAGCCAUCGAGGAGCAGCUGAACGCAGCCCGAGUUGAUUUCGAGGCUACCCAGGAGGCGGCUCACAAGGCGGCAGCUUCGGCCCAGGAAGCUCAAAACAACGCAGCGGAAGCCGCAGCCCACGCAGCCAUCACCCAUCGCAGUGGAACCGUGGAGAUUCAAUCUAAGUCCUUCAAACCUUCGAACGGACUUCCGGUGGGAGACGAGAUCAACAGUGCCGAAAUUGAUGGACCACCGAAUCAUAAAUAUAACGACUUCAAACCUUCCCAACAAUCAUACAAUUAUCCGGGCUAUUAACAUUUCAAUUGGUUGAAUGAAACACAAAACCUCUAUGUUUUAAUAGAAGAUAAAACGAUAAGUGUAGAGUUAUUUACGCAUUUCAAUAGUUGAAAUCAACACCGUUUCAUGACCAUGAAUCAUACGAUCUGCGUGCAUAAAAUUCAUGGCUUAUCAUACUGUAAUCACAGUAAUUCACAAGAUUUCUAAAUUAUUCAAAACAUAUAGUCUAAGAAGCUUUCAUUCAUUAAUUUGUUAACAAACAGGUGCACCAAUAAAAAAUCAUUUCCCGCGUGCACUCAAGAAUCUAGAUUGGAUAGAUGAAUAAUAUUUAUUGAAGGAAUAGUGAAUUAGAUUUGACUAACAAUUUAAUGUUGUAUCCUUAUGCUUCUUCGAUAGUGUUGGUUAAUAAAGAGUUUUAUUCAAA
This is a messenger RNA of Uranotaenia lowii, 1907 nucleotides long. RefSeq lists its product as uncharacterized. The record is from RefSeq and is a predicted model, not a curated record. NCBI's taxonomy places the organism in Eukaryota, Metazoa, Arthropoda, Insecta, Diptera, Culicidae. Bases 614 to 1501 code for a protein of 295 amino acids. The transcript is spliced from 4 exons.